Messenger RNA from Helicoverpa zea (corn earworm), 1039 nucleotides. Its product is annotated as mitochondrial inner membrane protease subunit 2. The record is from RefSeq and is a predicted model, not a curated record. Gene Ontology annotation, molecular function: serine-type endopeptidase activity. Gene Ontology annotation, biological process: mitochondrial respiratory chain complex assembly. Bases 164 to 655 code for a protein of 163 amino acids. Lineage: Eukaryota; Metazoa; Arthropoda; Insecta; Lepidoptera; Noctuidae. Gene Ontology annotation, cellular component: membrane; mitochondrial inner membrane peptidase complex. The transcript has a single exon.
CGUCACUGUCAAAGUUUGAAAUGUCGCAAAAUUUUUAUUGCCCAUCUACCUCAGUAAAAAAAAACUAAUUUUAUAAUGUUACUUAAUAAUAAAUAGAAAAAUCGACGUUCUGCAUGACUAUGCCGGACAUAUCUCGGUUACAAAAUCAAAUACCGGUAUAUAUAUGUUGUUCAAAAGUGUAUGCAAGUCUGUCAUUUUAGGUGUACCGAUAGGUAUAACCUUUCUUGACACUGUGGGCUAUGUGGCCAGAGUGGAAGGCAUAUCCAUGCAGCCGGUACUCAACCCGGAUUCCAAAAACACCGACUAUGUAUUCCUGUCGCGGUGGUCAGUCAGAGACUAUAGCGUGCGGAGGGGUGACGUGAUAUCGUUAGUGUCUCCGAAAGAUCCCAACCAGAAGAUAAUAAAACGCAUCGUUGGCUUGCCGGGAGACGUUGUGAUUACUAUGGGCUACAAAUCGCAGUACGUGAGGGUUCCUGAAGGUCACUGCUGGGUGGAAGGCGAUCACACAGGCCACACACUGGACAGCAACACUUUUGGGCCCGUUUCCUUAGGCUUAGUGAACGCCAGAGCGGCAUACAUCGUCUGGCCACCGAGUAGAUGGCAAAAACUAGAAGCUAAGUUGCCAGAAAACAGAAAACCCUUUGUAGAAAAAUAGUAAUUUUAAUAAGAAAUAGUAAUAGAUAAACACAUCCUAGUUAAUUUUGAUGGCAUCUCACUGUGUGAAAAUUAGUAAUGUAAUUAUCAUUAGUUAUAUUUAUUGCUAAAACUGUAAAUAUUAUAUAAGACCACAAUCUUAGAUUGUUGUUCUGACAACUCGAAAAAUGUAUCUCAAGCAAAGUCUUUGAUUUUCUCUCAUUAUAUGAUACCAUGUACUUACUUCCUAAUACUGCCAUUAAUGUUUAAAAAAAUGUAAAUUUCAUCAUUGAAGUAUGUAAAAAUGAAUUUAUAUGAUGAGUUUAAUGACUAUUAGCCAAAAUUUUAUUUUAUAAGAAUGAAAUGCUUGUUCUUGUUAUAGUUCAGAGUAAACUUGUUAAAUUAA